GUCGCUGCAGCUCCUCCCGCAUGCGCUCGAGACGAAGGGGGCUCGCUCGCGCAGCUCGUCUGCCUUCAACGUCCCGCGCGAAACCAACUCACCAGAGCGCACGCGACGGCGAGCGGCGGAAGCUUAUCCGAGGCGCGAGCUGGCGCGAUCGCACCACGCACCGGGGCGUGAAGUUUAGGAGCGGGAAAAAAAGGAAAGCAAGAAAAUAAAAGCGGAAGUAAUCGUGGAAGAGAGACGGGACGUGUGGAAAAGAAGCGCGAGCGCACGGUGAGAAGGGGGUGUAUAUUUUUUUCCCCUGAAGGGACAUGUGGAGUGCUGGAUUGUGCAAUGUGGAGGUAGCUACCACGCAAACACACGCUCACGCAGUGACAGGGAGGACACACGAGUGAGUUUCCUGCUUGCCGAUUUUCUGGUGCGUUUGGAGCUGAUGUGAGCUGCUGAGAUUGAUCACCUGCUGCCCGUCAACGACGGGUUUCUCCAUCAAGCCCCUGACCCACGCACACACGCACGGACACACGUGCCUUGUUUCUUGACACCAUGACAGACAUGAACUUCACCUCGAAUCCGUAUGUGACUGAGAGCCAAGCGCUGAGAACCAAUUACACAGGCGGCUGCUCGCUGACCAAAACCGCCUUUCAGUUCUACUACCUGCCCACGGUCUACAUCAUCGUCUUCAUCACCGGCUUCAUCGGGAACAGCCUGGCCAUAUGGAUGUUUGUGUGUCACAUGCGUCCGUGGAGCAGCAUUUCGGUUUACAUGUUCAACCUCGCUCUGGCUGACUUCUGCUACGUGCUCUCGCUUCCCUUCCUCAUAUUCUACUACUUCAACAAAACCGACUGGAUCUUCGGCGACGUCCUGUGCCGCCUGCAGCGCUUCAUCUUCCAUGUCAACCUCUACGGGAGCAUCCUGUUCCUGACGUGCAUCAGCGUGCACCGCUACUCCGGCGUCGUCCAUCCUCUCAAAUCGCUCGGGAGGCUCAAGAAGAAGAACGCCGUGCGCACCAGUGCCUUGGUGUGGUUUGUGGUGGUAGCUGGGAUCUCGCCGAUCCUUUACUACUCGCGUACUGGACCUAAACGGAAUGUCACCACGUGCUAUGAUACGACCACCGAGGACGAGCUUCCGGGGUACUUCGUCUACAGCAUGUGCAUGACGGUGUUUGGAUUCUGCGUGCCCUUCGUGGUCAUCCUCGGCUGCUACGGCUUCAUCGUCAAAGCGCUCAUUUACAACGACAUGGACAACGUGCCGCUCAGGAAGAAGUCCAUCCACCUGGUAAUCAUCGUACUCGCCGUCUUCGCCGUGUCCUACCUGCCCUUCCACGUCAUGAAGAACCUCAACAUGAGGGCCAGGCUUUACUUCCAGAGCCCUGAGAUGUGCGAGUUUAACAACAGGGUCUACGCUACGUACCAGGUCACCCGGGGACUGGCCAGCCUCAACAGCUGUGUGGAUCCCAUUCUCUACUUUUUAGCCGGGGACACGUUUCGACGUCGGCUCUCCAGAGCCACUAAAAAAAAUUCCAGGAAGGGUGAUGUCAUGCUGCAAUCCAAGAGCGACGAAACGGCUCUGAACAGCCUGCCGGAGUACGGCGAGAACGGGAGCAGGCCGUUAUGAGGAUCCGGGAAUAAAUUCCUGAACUUUCUCAUGAUGCACUGACAUGGACUGAUUUUUUUUUUAAAAGAAUGCACUGAUCAUAUCAUGCCACAAUAAAACCAUGAUAUGACCUUUAAUCUGAGACUCUAUAUGUGUGAACACUGUUAAAUCUCAAGCCCUGAGCCAGUGACUGGACAUUGGAUCCACGUGGAAUAACCGGAGUAGCGUAUGUGAUGUGAUGUGUACUGUAUAUAAUUGUCAGUGAUUACUCUCCAUGUGAAUAUGCCUUCGUUGUACUGUAUUGUAUUUGUCAGUAUUAUAUGCAGGAGACAGCCACAGCUUCACUUUGGAGUGAUGAAAAAAACAGUGGACUAACCAUUCAAUUAAUGCGAAAUAACAAAUCCACAGGUCAGACUAGAAUAGAGAGCAAUGCUCUGUAAUAUCUGAGUGUAACACCAUUAAAAAGAAGUAACACGAUCCGAGACUGUCCGUAUCUCCUCUGAAGCCUGAAUAAGCUCGGAGAAGACGUACGGUCAGUGCUGAGCUCAUUUAAAAAAGCUACAUGCUGCAUUUUUCCUGCUGUCUCUCGGUCCCCGGUGGACGCUCCGUUGUGUCUCAGUGAUAAAUAAGCCUGCGUUGGAGUUUUUAAUCCUUGCUUUUUAACUCAGAGGGAGAGCUCACGCUUUAGCGGGGUUCUGUUUUCUGUAAACGAAAAGGCAUCAUGCGUCAUAUUCGAAGCAGAAGUGUCAGGACCGUACUCGAGAUGCAGAACGCAGUAGAUCGAUGUGAAAUCACCGCAACAAGACUCAAAGCUAGCGUUGGUGUUUUGUUGUUUUUUGUUUCUUUUUUAAAAAAAUUCUGGCCAGGUUCCAACAAGCAUUAUCAUAAAUAUGAUCUGUACACACCUCACAUCUGCAAAAAAACUAUGCGACCGUGUGGUUUCCACAGGAAACUCUGGCAAAAGACGUUCUUCCUGUGAAAGCUUGGAAUUAAGCCGAAGGUUUGCUAAAUCUCGUUUUAUCAGCUUCUUGAUUGGGUCAUAGAUUGAUUGAAGGCUUAGCAAUAGCAAGGCCAUUUAUUUUGCAAAAGGAUCAGGAUCACUUCAUGCACAAAAUACACCAGAAAGCAAGAUAUAUCUUGCUCAACCAAGCAGGUGUGUAAAUAUCCAGAGCUACAAAAGGGCAGAAAUGUAAUGUAAUAAAUAAAAACACAAAAGUUCAACACUGUCGGGUGAAAGGAAGCUCAGAUUUCUGCUCAUUUUUUUCUUCUUCGUUGGAAAACAACACCUUCCUACUCCUUCACUGAAAAUAGCUUAAUGUGUCUCUGUAAUCUGCAUGGCCCUCAUUUGCAUAUUAAGACCUGAUAGGCUGUUAGACUUUAUGAUGUAAUAACAUUCGCCUGUGAUGUUCCAGUGAGGCUUUUUUUUUUAAAGUAAAACCACUGCUGACAGAACGUUUGCAUCAGAAU
This is a messenger RNA of Hemibagrus wyckioides, 3054 nucleotides long. RefSeq names its product purinergic receptor P2Y1 (gene p2ry1). Gene Ontology annotation, biological process: phospholipase C-activating G protein-coupled receptor signaling pathway; relaxation of muscle; platelet activation. The record is from RefSeq and is a predicted model, not a curated record. The coding region runs from base 538 to 1608 and encodes 356 amino acids. Gene Ontology annotation, molecular function: G protein-coupled ADP receptor activity; A1 adenosine receptor binding; ATP binding. Lineage: Eukaryota; Metazoa; Chordata; Actinopteri; Siluriformes; Bagridae. The transcript has a single exon. Gene Ontology annotation, cellular component: plasma membrane.